GGCCGGGACAGGCGGCGCCGCGGCCCGCUUCGCGGAGCGGGCGCGGCUGGCGAGGCCGGCCUUCCAGAGUGCUCACCGUAGCAGAGGCCGGGAAGCCCGGCUCGGGGCUGAGGACCUCCGCCUUUGCGCCGCGUCCGGUGUGCUGAGCAGUGAGCCGCGAGGUAUCCCCAUGGCGUGGACCGGUGUGCAGGCACUAGGAGAGGACGUGGCCGGGUCGGGCCUCCAGCGAGGCGGGGACCGGCCCGGGCGCCCGCACCUCUGCGCAGUGCGCCACUCAUUCUGCCGGCACCCGCGGCCCUGCACUCCGGUAGACUUUAUGGCGCUUAGUCGCGCGGAGCCUUUUGGAGAACGCUGUCCGGGGGUUCCUGUCACUCCGAGGACCUAGGCUGCGUGCAGCUCCUGUUCCGAACCCUGCCAGGACAUCCACAAUAGUGUUGGGCUCCGCGCUUCCCAGGCGAGGUGUCAAGCUAGGGAUGCGGUCCAUUCCCAUUGCCACUGCUUGCACCAUUUACCAUAAGUUCUUUUGCGAGACCAACCUGGACGCCUAUGACCCUUACCUGAUUGCCAUGUCUUCAAUUUACUUGGCUGGCAAAGUGGAAGAGCAGCACCUGCGGACUCGUGACAUCAUCAAUGUGUCCAACAGGUACUUUAACCCAGGCGGUGAGCCCCUGGAACUGGACUCCCGCUUCUGGGAGCUCCGGGACAGCAUCGUGCAGUGUGAGCUUCUCAUGCUGAGAGUUCUGCGCUUCCAGGUCUCCUUCCAGCAUCCACACAAGUACCUGCUCCACUAUCUGGUUUCCCUGAAGAACUGGCUGAACCGCCACAGCUGGCAGCGGACCCCCGUUGCCGUCACUGCCUGGGCCCUGCUGCGGGACAGCUACCACGGGGGGCUGUGCCUCCGCUUCCAGGCCCAGCACAUCGCCGUGGCGGUGCUCUACCUGGCCCUGCAGGUCUACGGAGUUGAGGUGCCCGCCGAGGUCGAGGCUGAGAAGCCGUGGUGGCAGGUGUUUAGUGACGACCUUACCAAGCCAAUCAUUGAUAAUAUCGUGUCUGAUCUCAUUCAGAUUUAUACCAUGGACACAGAGAUCCCCUAAGGUCCUGGCCCAGGCCUGCCCAAAGAGAAGCCCAGGAUGGUCGGCUGCCUGGGGACAUUGCCACCACGUCGCCAUGACGGCUGGUCCCCAGAGGACCAGCUGAGAGGACUGGUUGUGCUGCUGGAGAAGGGCUGGAGAAGGCGAUGGCUUGCUGCCACUUUGACAGUCCCUAGCAGUCGCGGUCCAGGUGAUGAUGGGAGCCGCGCCUCCAGCGGGCAGGCCGGGAGUGCACUGUGUGCAGCUGACCCAAGGCAGCCACAUCUGCUUUUGUCCUUUGAGAGGACUCUGACUACAAUAGCGGCAUGACAUCAAUGAAAGGAAAAUCAUGAAAUCGAUGAGACUGAAUCCCUAGGGAUUUUUUAAAAGCCAGAUUUAUAGUGAGAAUGUAUGUGCAACGUGGCUGAAAUCUAUUUAGUGUAAUAAAAAGGUGAUGCAAGUCAA
Messenger RNA from Nomascus leucogenys (northern white-cheeked gibbon), 1535 nucleotides. RefSeq names its product cyclin Q (gene CCNQ). Gene Ontology annotation, molecular function: cyclin-dependent protein serine/threonine kinase regulator activity. Gene Ontology annotation, cellular component: nucleus. Gene Ontology annotation, biological process: regulation of transcription by RNA polymerase II. The record is from RefSeq and is a predicted model, not a curated record. The transcript has 5 exons. NCBI's taxonomy places the organism in Eukaryota, Metazoa, Chordata, Mammalia, Primates, Hylobatidae. The coding region runs from base 474 to 1094 and encodes 206 amino acids.